AUGCUCCAUUUCUGCAAAGCUGGUUGGUUGGGCUCCGUGGAUCCUCGUAUUGACGUGCAUGAUCGCCCCCAAAGCUAUACGGAAGUAAUAUCUGCUGAGAUAUUAGUGCUGGAUUACAGGACUGCCUUUAAGCAGCGGGUUAACUAUUCUGAUUUUAUAUACAAAUUAUCUGGGUUUGUUCUAGGUCACACGAACAUUUUCCCCAUUGGCGAGUUUGUUAACUUGACUACCAUCGAAGUUUCCACAAGAUCUGCACCACAGCAGCUGAAAAAUACGAGGUUAUCACCAAAUUUAGGAACCGUUUACCAAGAAAGCGGGGUCCGGGGCCACAUUCCAAGCCACCCGUUCAGCCACUUCUUAAUUUUGACUGCACGUGUUUAG
Molecule: messenger RNA, 381 nt
Organism: Rasamsonia emersonii CBS 393.64
Lineage: Eukaryota; Fungi; Ascomycota; Eurotiomycetes; Eurotiales; Trichocomaceae
Exons: 3
Coding region: 1-381 (126 amino acids)
Source: RefSeq, a predicted model, not a curated record